UAUAAGGGCCACCAAAGCUAGAUUUCGAUAUCACCUUUCUGCAACUGCGACAGGAUCACAUUUGAAUAACAUAUAGCUUGAUAGUUAAUUCACAAGUUUACUUUUCAGUUUUAUUUCUGUUUAGCUGUUGUAUAUUUUACGAAGAAAUAUUUAACCAAAGAUGUUAAAGCUGUGUGCCCUCCUCUUACUACCGGCUGCGUUGGCUAUGUCAUAUUACGAAGACGAGGCGGCACUCGAUAUGAUAGCCAGAGACACGUCUUUGAAGAAAGGUUGUGGGGGUAAGAACGCCGAUAUCGCCUUCGUGAUUGACAACUCUGCCAGUAUUUGGUCUGUAGAUUUCUACAAACAGAUACGUUUUGUCCAGGAUUUCGUCAAAGUUUUCAACAUUGCCCCAGACAAAGUGAGAAUCGCUGCUGUCUCGUUCGCAGACGGCGUCUACUAUCGUGGUGCGUUCCGAUUCGACGCCUACAAAGACGAAGCUUCCGUCAUUGACGCCAUUUCUAGAAUCAAAUACCUCCAUGGUUCAUCGACGAAAACAGACGAAGCUUUGGACUUCCUGAGAACCAAAGUUUUCCCCGAGUCGCUGGCGAACCCCAACCGACAGGAUGCUGCUCGUAUCGGGAUCGUCCUGACUGACGGCAAGUCCACGUAUGGGGACAGGACAGCCGUGGCAGCAGCCAGAGUCAAAAAAGAGUCCAAAGCACUGAUGUUUGCCAUCGGUGUCGGGAAGAAAGUGUCUCCAGCAGAACUUCACACUAUCGCCUCCGGAGACGACUACGUCUUCCAAGUCGACAACUACGACGCGCUGGAAUCUAUCAAGAAUGUACUGGGAAUAAAGAUCUGUGAAGUGCCAACCACACCGCCACCGAAGGAGCAACCUUGUGGCGUUGUGAACCCUGCUGAUGUCGUCCUCGUCUACGACUCCACGGAGGUUGGACCCUCGGGGAUUUCCGACAUCCAGAGAGGUGUGACCGCCUUCGUGCAGACAGAUGAGAUGCAGAACCCGAACAUGCGGGUGGGUCUCAUCUCAGGAGAUUGCCCCGAGGUGGGCAGCUUCCCGUUGAACAGAUACACCGACAAGUCCCAAAUCCCCAAACUCUUUGACAGCCUGCCCUAUUCAGAGUUAGACGCCCUUGUCGGUGAGCUCCGACGCGACGGCUUCCACCCAGAAAACGGCGGGAGAAAGAACGCCCGCCAUAUUGGAAUCUUGAUCGUCACCGGCAAGCCGCAAAAUCCCAAAGCCGUUAGGAGGCAGGCGGCCAAAGCCAAGAAAGAAGGUAUCGAGCUGUUUGUGGUUGGGGCCGGCAAAGUGGUGGACCCUGGUUUCUUGAAGAGCUUGGCCAGUGAACCUGUUGAGAGCCACAUCAUCUUGGGAUCUGAUUACUCGAACUUUGGUUUGGUGGGGAGGGGAACUGGCUGCCAGGAUAUGUGAGAAGACGAAGAACUUCCAGUAAGACAUCUUUGAACAUUUUUCGACAGAUGUGCCAUUUAACUCCACGUUAUGAAUCAAGGAUCACAUUUCCAUACAUUUAUUUUCGUAAAACGAGUAUUUCAAUUACAGUAUAUUUAAGGGAUUUUAUUUGUCCUAUCGUUUGUGCAUCUCCAUGUUUGUAUCUUUUAUUUAUCUCUUGUUCAUUUUGUAAAUUAUUUAUUGUCCUAUAUUUUCUCGUUCGAAGUGAAAUGAUUUGUCAUUUAAGAUUCACAGAAUACUCUUAAAUUUACAUGUGUUUUUCACGCUACAAAAAGAUGUACUUCAAUAGUGUUGAAGAGAAACCGGUCUGUAUUUUUCUCUUUAUAAGGUUGUUUCCUUUUUGACGACGUGAAGUUCGGCUUCAUGCAUCUCAUGUGCAAUAAAGAUUGAAGUAUU
Liolophura sinensis is the source of this 1867-nucleotide messenger RNA. RefSeq names its product collagen alpha-6(VI) chain-like. Bases 161 to 1432 code for a protein of 423 amino acids. The record is from RefSeq and is a predicted model, not a curated record. Lineage: Eukaryota; Metazoa; Mollusca; Polyplacophora; Chitonida; Chitonidae. The transcript has 7 exons.